GUACAUAGAACUCCACAAAACCUCAGGCCAGCUAUGUUUUCUGGGUGCCAUGUGUCAUUAUUCAGGGCAGGAGGCAGAGGGAAUGGGAUUCUUUUUUUGCAGGUCCUUGAAAUUCAGUGCCUGCACAUUCCCUGUCACCUUUAAUCUGGUGCUUUUGUUGGGCCUGAUUUUCUACUGCCUUGUGAAGUCACAGGCACCAGUGCAAAAUGUGUGUCAAGCACUGCCAUUCUGAUCUGGUAGUGUGUCGCACUCACUUUGAGCAAGGGCAAAUGUGUUUGCAAAUGCUGGGCCUGGAGAGCCAGGGACACUUUUUGCUUCCACAUUGGCUUUCACUUCUCAAAUAGGGGUGGGAGGAAGCUUCUACAACAGUAACUCUUGCAAUGAGCACAAACCUGCCUUGGUUCUGGCUCUUUCAAUAGCACUUCCUCAAUCUAGUGUGGGAGGAGAAGCACAGGGGAAAGAGAGCCUGACACCGAAACACUAAGCAAGAGCUAGAUUUCUGAGGCCCUGUGGAGAACUCUGAGUAAAGACUGAUUCAAGAAGCAGCAGGGUGUGAUUGUGAACACCCCCAGUCUCCUGUGUUUUCUUUCUGUGGCUCAUUUAUCAGUUAUCCCCAGGCUCCAAAGAGCUGAAGAAAUGUCUGUUCCACAACAGCUACGAGAUAAGAGUGAUUUUGACCAGCUUCCAGAUGAAGUGCCUGUUGCAGCAAACAUUGCAGACAUUGAAGAGAAGAGAGGUUUUUCCAGUUACUAUAUGUUUGUCAUUGAGGUGAAGACAAAAGGAGGGGGCAGGUACCUGAUCUGCCGUCGCUAUCGCCAGUUUUUUGCCCUCCAUGCCAAGCUAGAGGAGAAAUAUGGGGCAGAUAGCAAAAAAGGCAGCCUUAGCUGCACUCUUCCCAUACUGCCAGGAAAAGUUUAUGUUGGAGCAAAAAGGGAGAUUGCAGAGAGCAGGAUCCCCAUUCUCAAUGCCUACAUGAAGAAGCUUCUCAGCCUGCCCAUCUGGGUGGUGUUGGGUGAAGAGGUACGGCUGUUUUUCUACCAGUCAACCUUUGACUGUGAACAGAUGCCUCAGAGGCUGCGAAGACUCCGCCCGCGCACUCGCAGAGUCAAAAGCAUUUUACCACAAGUGCCUACCUUCGACCGCAUGGCUGCCCCACGGGCUGAGGCACUGUUUGAUUUCUCGGCAACCAAUACAUUGGAGCUGAAUUUUAAGAAGGGUGAUUUGAUCUAUCUUCUCAGCAGGAUCAACAAAGACUGGCUGGAGGGAACUGUUUAUGAUGCCACUGGAAUUUUCCCAUGUGCUUUUGUGAAGGUCAUUAAAGACUUACCAGAAGAAGAAAAUACUAUCAAUCGUCUGCGCUGUUAUUACCAUGACAGCAUUGUUAGCAUCAUCAGGAACAUAGCAGUGGAGGAGGAUCUGAGCAGCAUCCCACCGUUCCAAGACCUCAUGGAAUUAAUGAGGCGGGAAUUUGAUCAUGAAGAUAUUGUUCUGAAUUACCAGGACUUUGACGGUGACAUGAUUCGGCUGCUUUCUGACCAGGAUGUUGAACUCAUGGUGUAUCAGAGCAGAAACAGGCCCUCUGAGAAGCAUGUGUUCCCCUGGAAAUUACACAUCACCAACAAGGAUGACUUCAGUGUCUACAACACCAGUCCUGGAAGUGGUGCUGUUCAGGAACCAGGAAUUAAUAUGCCAUGAUUGCCAGGGAGAGGUACCUCACAGAUGGCUGUACCCCUUCCCUUUAUCUAGUCUGUAGAACUUCAUAUUCCCCUCUCUAAAACCAUAUAAAAUAAAAAUGCUCCCCCAGCAGCUCUGUCUGAGGUGAGAUACUGGUGAUUCAGAAACAACAUA
Alligator mississippiensis (American alligator) is the source of this 1848-nucleotide messenger RNA. It is a transcript of the gene NCF4, whose product is annotated as neutrophil cytosolic factor 4. Gene Ontology annotation, molecular function: protein binding; phosphatidylinositol binding; superoxide-generating NADPH oxidase activator activity. NCBI's taxonomy places the organism in Eukaryota, Metazoa, Chordata, Crocodylia, Alligatoridae. Gene Ontology annotation, biological process: phagocytosis; superoxide anion generation; respiratory burst. Gene Ontology annotation, cellular component: NADPH oxidase complex. The coding region runs from base 637 to 1695 and encodes 352 amino acids. The record is from RefSeq and is a predicted model, not a curated record. The transcript has 10 exons.